Molecule: messenger RNA, 666 nt
Organism: Microsporum canis CBS 113480
Lineage: Eukaryota; Fungi; Ascomycota; Eurotiomycetes; Onygenales; Arthrodermataceae
Product: antioxidant protein LsfA
Exons: 6
Coding region: 1-666 (221 amino acids)
Biological process (GO): cellular response to oxidative stress; cell redox homeostasis; cellular oxidant detoxification
Cellular component (GO): cytosol; mitochondrion
Molecular function (GO): peroxiredoxin activity
Source: RefSeq, a predicted model, not a curated record
AUGGCUGAACGCAGUGCUCCCCUCCGCCUGGGAUCUACCGCCCCAGACUUCAAAGCCGUCACCACCAAGGGCGAGAUCAACUUCCACGAGUUCAUCGGUGACAGCUAUGUCAUCCUCUUCUCCCACCCGGACGACUUCACCCCAACCUGCACCACCGAACUUGGUGCCUGUGCCAAACUAGAGCCCGAGUUCACCAAGCGUAACGUCAAGCUUAUCGGUCUGUCUGCAAACAGCCUCAAGUCUCACCAUGACUGGAUCAAGGACAUCGACGAGGUCACUGGCUCGCACCUGCAGUUCCCCAUCAUUGCCGAUGCGGACCGCAAGAUCUCCUAUGCCUAUGACAUGAUCGACUACCAGGACACCACCAACGUCGACGAGAAGGGAAUGGCCAUGACCAUCCGUUCUGUCUUCAUCAUCGACCCCAAGAAGAAGAUCCGUCUGAUCAUGAGCUACCCAGCCACGACCGGCCGCAACACUGCCGAGGUCCUCCGCUGCAUCGACGCUCUGCAGACCACUGACAAGAACACCGUCAACACCGGUAUCAACUGGAACAAGGGCGAGGAUGUCAUCAUCCCCCCCUUCGUCAGCACCGAAGACGCCACCAAGAAGUUCGGCGACGUCAGAGUCGUCAAGCCAUACCUCCGAUACACCACCCUCAAGGAAUAA